This is a messenger RNA of Bipolaris oryzae ATCC 44560, 225 nucleotides long. RefSeq lists its product as uncharacterized. The record is from RefSeq and is a predicted model, not a curated record. The transcript has a single exon. The annotation marks the transcript as partial. Lineage: Eukaryota; Fungi; Ascomycota; Dothideomycetes; Pleosporales; Pleosporaceae.
GGGCAGAGGAGGAUUCUCGUAUCUCGUAUCUUGAAAUUGGGGGCGGAGGGGAAAGACGGCGACCCCGAAAAAAACUUUCCCCACAAGACGUUUUUUUUUGUUGUCGUUGCUGUUGUUAUCCCCACUUUUUUUUACCACUUGGAACCUGGACUUGGGACCUCCCUUCCCCACAAUACCAGUAGCUUAACUCGGGUUCCGGGUCGAUAUAUGUACCGAAUACGAUAG